Molecule: messenger RNA, 306 nt
Organism: Bipolaris oryzae ATCC 44560
Lineage: Eukaryota; Fungi; Ascomycota; Dothideomycetes; Pleosporales; Pleosporaceae
Exons: 2
Coding region: 1-306 (101 amino acids)
Source: RefSeq, a predicted model, not a curated record
AUGCCCUUCACUCCCGGUGCAUCCGCGUCAGAUACAUACAUAUACGCGCUGCACCCCGCAACAGGCAAUCCCUUUUCGUCGCAGGCCACCGCAUGCUGUCACCGAGCGCAAACCCUGAGGCGCGCAUUGCUGUUGAGCAGCCUCGUUCUCUGUGCUCGCUUGAUCCCUGAUGGUCAUCUCCCGGGUUUAGAACUACCCCGAAACAUCGGCCCGUUUGCUGAGGCGGGUGGAUUCAUAGUGGGUUCUCUUUUCAACGGCUAUCCUUCCCACUCGCCUCUGUUGGCGACGAGAGGGUCCUGCGGGUAG